UCAAAAUCAAAAACAUAACAACGAAUAAUCGAAAUACAAAGAAAUCUCGAAUAAAAAUAAAUGACAAAUAAAUUUGGGAGUGCAGAAAAUCGAAUAAAAGAAGCAAAUACUUAAUCGAAAUUCAGGCGAUUGCCAACAAAAGUCACACAAAGGUAUGGUUUUAUGUUAAGUCCCAAGACAAAAGUAAAAACAGCAACUGAAGUAUUCUUCUGCAGUAUCAACAGCAACAGCAACAGCAAAAGAAACAGCAUAAUCAACAACAGCAACAACAGAAAGAGCCGUAAUAGAGCAGCAACACGAUGUCGCUUAAAUUGUUUCGACGCGGUUCAGCGCGCUGCCUUGGUUUACUGUCAGCAUUUGUCACAAUAUUGUUAUGUCUUUACUACAUUUCCAUGGGACAGCCAACCUUACAACCGAAAGACACAACAGCGACUAUAACAAUAAUUGGUGGCAGUGGAAGUACCAGCAGCAACGCUGGCAAUGCUAAUGGUGCCUUGUUACAUUUGCCACUGCAACAUUUUAAUAAAAAUAGUCCGCAUAAAAUUAAAAUUAAUGAUCAGGAAACAUUAGAGAAACAUAAAUAUGUCAUAUUACAACAAAAACAACAGCAACAAUUGUCCAGUGCUGUUGGGUCAAUAGCAGUGAGUAAUGAUGAUGAGACUGGCAUGGUGGUCGAUAAUCCAAACUGGGACGGUAAAUGUUAUAUUUUAAAUGAGAGCGUAACGAACAUAACCGCUGGUGAUGAAUAUCCAAAAUUUGAUUUUCAGCCGGAAUGGAUACGCACGAAAGAGUAUUGGGAUCGUGGCUUUGAGGAACGUUUCGAAGCACAAAAAAGUGAUAAGGAGCGACCAUCUUUAAAGAUAAUUGUGGUACCUCACUCUCACAAUGAUCCCGGCUGGUUAAAGACAUUUGUUAACUACUUUCAAGCUGAUUCACGUCAAAUACUCAAUUUGAUGGUCACCAAAAUGCAGGAGUACAAGGAAAUGACCUUUAUUUGGUCUGAAAUAAGUUUUCUACAAUUGUGGUGGGAUCAAGCGCAUCCCACUAAACAACGUGCGCUUAAACGUCUUAUUAACUCAGGACGUUUAGAAAUCACUACCGGUGGUUGGGUUAUGACUGAUGAAGCUAAUGUACACAUAUAUGCUAUGUUGGAUCAAUUAAUCGAAGGUCAUCAAUGGUUACGCAAUAAUUUGAAUGUGACGCCCACUGUCGGUUGGUCUAUUGAUCCAUUCGGACAUGGUAGCACAGUGCCUUACUUAUUGUCUGGUAGUAAUUUCGAGGGUGCAAUUAUACAACGUAUACACUAUGCUUGGAAGCAAUGGUUUGCUAGACAACAAAAUGGUGAUUUUAUAUGGACUCCGUAUUGGGAGAAACAAGGCGGCACUCAAUCAAACAAACAAGGUCAACUACUAAUGCAUAAUAUGCCUUUUGAUAUAUAUUCGAUAAAAGGUUCUUGUGGACCACAUCCCUAUAUAUGUUUAAAUUUCGAUUUUCGUAAAAUACCUGGAGAAUAUACAGAAUAUUCUGUGAAAGCAGAAUUUAUUACUGAUGAAAAUAUUGAGAAAAAGGCACAACUAUUACUGGAGCAGUAUGCGCGCACCGCGUCAUUAUUUCCACAUAAUGUGGCUCUAAUACCUGUUGGAGACGAUUUUCGUUAUAAUAAAGAACGAGAAGUUGAUCAGCAAUAUAUCAAUUAUAAAAAACUUAUUGAUCAUAUUAUGGACAAUAAGCGGUUAUAUAAUGUAGAUAUAUCUUUCGGAACUCCAAAAGAUUAUUUCAAUGAAAUUCGUAAGAGAUCUGAAUCAUUUCCUACAUUCAAAGGUGACUUUUUCGUGUAUUCCGAUAUAUUCUCUGAAGGACGCCCUGCUUAUUGGUCCGGUUAUUAUACAACUCGUCCAUUUUAUAAAAUAAUGAGCGCGGAUUUAGAACACAAUUUACGAGCUGCUGAAAUUUUAUUUACAAUAGCUUAUAACAAUGCUUUGAAAUUCCACCAUGAGAACGCUAUUAAAAUAUUUGAAAAGAAUUAUGAAAAAAUGAUAAAUGCACGCCGUAAUCUUGCUUUGUUUCAACAUCACGAUGCCAUAACUGGAACUUCAAAAGCAGCAGUGAUGCGUGACUAUGCUAUGCGUCUCUUCGAGAGCACACAGGAUGUGGUGAAAAUGCAAGAAUCCACUAUUGAAUUACUCAUACAGAAUGGUACAUCGCAUCAUAAUUUCUUAUUAAGCGAACUGGAACGUGAUAAUUUUAGUAAAUUGCCUAGAAAAACUCCAAUACCGCUGGGUAUAAAUAGCAUUGGUAGUGAUUUUGUAGAUAUUAAUUUAGGCUUAAAUGGUGAAAAAGCAAAAUCCACAUCAUUUGUGAUUUAUAAUUCAUUGGCACAGAAACGUUUGGAAGUCAUUACGUUACGUACGUUAGUGCCGAAUAUUAAGGUAUAUAAUGAGCUUGGAGCAGAACUGCGUCAUUUACAAAUAAAUCCUGUCUGGAAUAUAACUGAUCCAUAUGACUUGGGAAUAAAUACUGGUAGCAGCAGUGCGGGUCGUAUACGAGUCUCCACGCGUCAAUACGAAGUAAUGUUUGUGGCUCAACUUGAUGCAUUAUCACUUAAUACUUAUCGAGUUGAAAUAGAUGAAGUGAAUUAUAAACAUGCAAUGGCUACAAUUUAUUGUGACGAAUGCACCGAUACAACCACACCACCCAGUGUAACAACUAAUGGAGAGUUCACUGUGAAAUCUAAACCUGCAGGUGAUGUACAAUUGGAAAAUAAUCACAUGCGCUUACUUUUUGAUGAGAAAACUGGGUUUUUAAAAACUGUUACACGUAAAAAUAAGGAUCAAAAACUGUUGCAACCCAUGCAAUGUGCGAUUAAAUUUGCUGCUUAUCGCAGUGCACAAUUUCAUUCUGGCGCUUAUCUCUUCAAAACCGAUCCAGAACAAAGCGAACGUGAAAAGGAUCGUAAAACGAUUUAUGAUGAAUUGCCAAACAUUAGUGAAAAGACAGUUUGCUGUCAAACCAUAGUUAUCGAUAUCGAUUGUUUUCUUGCACCUAAAAAAUUAAGUUUAACGCGACCGGCAAUCUAUCCAUUUUCUUCAAGUCAGUAUCCCUACCCAAUCCUGAGUCCGGAUAUGUCGCAAGUAGCGUCGUGGCACACGCCAUCGGUGUAUUCCGCUGCAUCGACUUUUAGAAACCCAUAUCCAUCUUCGUUACCCAUUAAUACGACAAUACCAAGUGAUUUCCCGUUUCGAUUUUCGCCAAGUUUGAUGCCUUCAGUUCAUAGUUCACCUCAUCACGUGCUUAACUCGCAUCCUGCUGUCGUAACGCCUGGACCAAAGCAGGACUGUGGCCAGGAUUCGACGACGAAUCAUCGAUUUUCGAGCAAAAAAAAAGAACAAAUGUUAAUACUUCAGUUGAGAAAACUUAACGCAAUUAUCAUAUUACGUCCAAGUUUAGAUUUUUUAGUUCAGUUUUAG
Molecule: messenger RNA, 3467 nt
Organism: Teleopsis dalmanni
Lineage: Eukaryota; Metazoa; Arthropoda; Insecta; Diptera; Diopsidae
Product: alpha-mannosidase 2x-like
Exons: 10
Coding region: 300-3467 (1055 amino acids)
Biological process (GO): protein deglycosylation; N-glycan processing; mannose metabolic process
Cellular component (GO): Golgi membrane
Molecular function (GO): carbohydrate binding; alpha-mannosidase activity
Source: RefSeq, a predicted model, not a curated record